AUGUUCCAAUGUCCAAAAUGCCAAAGGACCUUCGCGGUGAGGAAAAGUUUGUUGAGACACUGUAGAGCGAGGUGCAGCCAGGAUGAGGAGCCCGCAUCCAAGCGUCCAUGUAAUGCAACCGCUCCACGCAGCACUGCAGACAAGUGGGAAUGUCCUCGAUGCCGGCAAAAAUUCUCGGCACGAAAAGGUUUACUGCGACAUGGUAGAGAGGUCUGCACAAGCGAGAAGAGUCCACCCGAACAACAACGUGUAGAAGCUAGCAUCACCCAGACCACCACAGGACUCAAUACCAGACGACUGGAUCCUUCAACAGCCAACGUUGCAAUACCGGGACCGAGUCGAAUGAGUCCAACCACCAGUAACGACUCACAGACGAGUGCGGAAAGCAGAACAAUUCGCUGUGAUAGUUGCAACUGUGAGGUACCGAGGAAUGCACAUGCAGCACAUCUGAAAAGCAUCAAACAUAAGGCACAUCUAUGGACACCUUUACACAAUAAUGUGUCACACCAAUAUAGUAAUAAGGUGUCUUUAGCAUACACGGACACUGAUUCGUUAAUAGUACAUGUUGAAACCGAUAAUUUCUAUGAAGACAUGAAAUCACACGUGCAUUACUUUGACACAUCCAAUUAUGAUGCUGACAACCCACAUAACAUGCCUCGAACAGCGUCAGAGUUGGGUAAGAUGAAAGACGAAUAUGGUGGCAAGGUACUGUCUGCCUUUUAUGGUACAGGUCCCAAAGCAUACUGUAUCGAUGCUGUAGAUCAAGUGGCUAAACGAGCUAAAGUUUUAAAGAUGAGUACCAAGACAUACUAUUCACUGUUCAUGCAAUUAUGUCAUGUAACUGAAGAGGUGUUGAAAAAACAUCCGACAGUUUGUGUCUCAAAAUCCAGAAAAACGAGAAUUUCCAGUGCUGAGUUUUGUACUGGAGGAAAUUACAGUACCGACGAAGUAUUCAACUGGAUUGCAAAUGCAGAUAGUUGCCACCCCGAUGUGCUUUCCAGUGUAAUAACAAGAAAGAAAUAUCUUGACUGGGUGGUACAGGAAACGCUGCAAAGUCUAAAGGAUACAGGUUGUGAGGUUUUAAGCAUCAAAGAAUUUGGAGACCUGCUGACGAACAUGCACUCCACACCAUCAGCAUAUGAACAAUACUAUUUCUGAGUUCCAGGAUGUAACAACCAAGCACAUCGAUGUGCGAGACUUCAUUAUGCACACAUCUCUGAUUUGCCGCAUUCGGAGAACAUCAGGACUGCUAUGGAGCUGGCAUACCAAUAUCCAAACUUGAAAGAAUUCAACAAGGCUCCAACACUGAACUUUUAUUCAAAUUACUUAUCCUAA
Messenger RNA from Acanthoscelides obtectus, 1335 nucleotides. The record is from the annotation of a GenBank genome assembly. NCBI's taxonomy places the organism in Eukaryota, Metazoa, Arthropoda, Insecta, Coleoptera, Chrysomelidae.